CCAUACCCUUUGUUUUCUUUCCUUUCGACAAGUGAUCCAACAUGAGACAGAACUUUAUUGGUAUGGUUGUCAGCAAUGCUAUGCAAAAGACUGUCAAGGUCAAAGUGGCAUCUCAAAAGCUUCAUCCUGUUGUUCUUAAAACCAUCAAAACACACAAAAACUACCUUGCUCAUGAUGAAAAAGGAGUAUGCAAGUUGGGUGAUAUUGUCCGUAUUGAAGCUACUAGACCAUUAAGUAAACACAAGCACUUUUCAGUUGCCGAGAUCAUUCGAAGUGUGAAGGGUUCAAUUACAGCAUAAAUCAUGAUGUAUAACAAUAAUAAACUGUAAAUAUAAAGAUAUUAUUUUUUUCUGGGUAACAAAGCAUAGAGCAUGGUGACAUACCAUGGUAAAAUGAUAUCUUAUCCAAUCAGAUAAAGAUCAAAGCAAUCUACUUUUUUUUUCUACAAAUAAUUUUUUUUUCUUUCUUUCUUUUGUUUUCUAUCACCAUGAGCAACUU
Molecule: messenger RNA, 498 nt
Organism: Gilbertella persicaria
Lineage: Eukaryota; Fungi; Mucoromycota; Mucoromycetes; Mucorales; Choanephoraceae
Product: 30S ribosomal protein S17
Exons: 2
Coding region: 42-299 (85 amino acids)
Biological process (GO): translation
Cellular component (GO): ribosome; mitochondrion
Molecular function (GO): structural constituent of ribosome
Source: RefSeq, a predicted model, not a curated record